AUGCAGAGCCUCGAUUACACGCACGACAUAGUUUGCGAGGCGUCGCAGUUGGAAGCAGCGGCGCGGGUAGUGUUGCACACCAUAUGCUUCCACCGCUUUCUCGGUACAGUCAAGCCGGCGUACCUCGAGGUGUUUGGCAUGACGUUUAUCAGCCAGCGAUAGCAGAUCCACAAGUCGACGAGCUCCUCGCCCAACGCGCAUUGCAGCUCGUCGCCGCUUUCGCUUUGAGUGGACGAGCUACUCUCGCAGUGUACUUUCUGCCGCCUUCCAGCAAGAGUUCUUCAUCCAUCAAGGCAGACGCCGCUACCACGACUUCGCUCACCGAACCCAGCAGCAACAGCACCAGCACCAGCAGCAAACAGGGCGUAGUCCAUACCGCCGCUCAUGCAGCCUCGUCCCUACGCGCCUGGGCCUCGCCGCGCAACUACCCAUACGGCUGGCUCGCACAGGCGUUUUCUUCCGGCGCCGGACAGCCGAGCGGCACCUUCGUUCCGCCGUCGGCGUCUAGCCCUGCGCAAGUGCAAGACGAGCUGGCACACAUCGAGGCCGAGGCAUUCGAGCGAUGGCAUAUCACCUUUGAACUCAAGCAGAGAGGUGUUGUUAAGAAGGAGCUGGCGAGGUUUGUGGAGAGUGUGGUCGGAUUUGUGGAGCGCAACAAGGCGCAUUUGCCUGCUAUCCCUAGUGCAGAUCUGUGUCCGUAUCCUAUGCACAUCUUUGUACGAGCUGUUUGA
This is a messenger RNA of Sporisorium graminicola, 731 nucleotides long. RefSeq lists its product as uncharacterized. The transcript has 2 exons. NCBI's taxonomy places the organism in Eukaryota, Fungi, Basidiomycota, Ustilaginomycetes, Ustilaginales, Ustilaginaceae. The record is from RefSeq and is a predicted model, not a curated record. The annotation marks the transcript as partial.